This is a messenger RNA of Cannabis sativa, 1591 nucleotides long. RefSeq lists its product as uncharacterized. The transcript is spliced from 9 exons. The coding region runs from base 134 to 1312 and encodes 392 amino acids. Gene Ontology annotation, molecular function: methyltransferase activity. NCBI's taxonomy places the organism in Eukaryota, Viridiplantae, Streptophyta, Magnoliopsida, Rosales, Cannabaceae. Gene Ontology annotation, biological process: RNA methylation. The record is from RefSeq and is a predicted model, not a curated record.
AAAAAUAAAUAAAUAAAUAAAUAAAACACAACUCAUGCAAAACGCAUGUCGUUUUGUUUAGGGUUCGCAGCUUCGUCUCCUUGGCCCGUUUCCCUUGAGAAAGCAGUACUCAUCAGUCAUCAGGUUCGUAUUCAUGGAAGAACGAACAUCGAACUCACCCUUACCAGAUGCAUUCGUUGAUUUUCUUGACGCAAAUGGACUCGACCCUUCAAUCUAUUCUGCCUCUGAUUUAACUCCUCGUUACAUAAGGUUGAAACCAGGUUGUGAAUCUCAACUUGAGGAGAUUGAAGCUGAGAUGGGCUGUAAGGUUGAGAAAGUGUUUUGGUUGCCUGGUUUCUAUUCUCUUCCUCCAAAUGUUCAAAUCGCUAACUCAAAGGCAUACCGUGAAGGAAAGAUAUAUGGGAUUGAUGCAGCUUCUGGGGCUGCUGUUUCAGCUUUAAAUAUUUCAGCUGGAGAUCAUGUUCUUGAUCUAUGUGCUGCUCCUGGUGCUAAGCUUUGCAUGAUAUUAGACCUUCUUGGUGACUUGGGUACUGUAACUGGUGUUGAUGUCGCAAGGCACCGUCUAGCGGCUUGUAGGACAAUGGUUCAGAAAUAUGAAUUGGGUGACCAUUGCCGACUUCUUGUUGCUGAUGGAACAACUUUUUCUCUAUUUCCUACCAGGAAUUAUUCAGAUUCUAAAUCAUGUGAAUCUGUGUUAAUAGGAGAUGUCGAAAGGUUUAAAGAGUGGAGGUCUAGGAGAACAUGGAAGGAGAGGAAAAAAGCAGCUAGAGACAGAGAGAAUGCUCAUAUGAAUCCUGGAAUUCAGGAGCCCGAGUUACUCUUUUAUGGAAAACAUGCUGGUGUGGUUGGUUUAAGUGAAGAUGAAUUGUAUAAAACUGUUUCUAACAGUGAGUUGUUGAGCUGCGGCUAUGACAAGGUGCUAGUAGAUGCAGAGUGUACUCAUGACGGAUCAAUUAAACAUAUUCAAAAAUUUGAACAUUGGGGUUGGAAAACUCUUCAACGUCGAGUGUUGGAUGCAGAAAGAACCGAUAGUUUGACUGUGCUUCAGUUAAAACUCUUGAGCAAUGGUUUUAGGUUGCUAAAAGUUGGCGGGCUGCUUGUCUACAGUACUUGCAGCUUGACAAUUGCUCAGAACGAAGAAGUGGUUGCACAAUUUCUGAAGGAGAAUGGUUCUGCCGAGUUGCAGGAGAUCAGUGGAGCCGAAAGUUGGCCUUGUAGAAGUGGAGGGAUACUGAAAACUUUGCGCUUUGAUCCCUUGACAUCACAAACAAGUGGACUUUUUGUAGCUAUGAUCAGAAAAAUAGUCACCUGAUAUAAUCCAAUGUUUAUUUAGGGGCUGUAAUUUUAGGCCUAACAGAUUACCUCCAAAUAAUUAGAUUGGGCUCUUUGUAAUUUUUUUUAGGGAUUAUUUCACAAAACCAUAAAAACAACAAAAAAUUAUAAAAAUAUUGUGUUGCGGAAUUUUAAACAUUUUUAUAAUUUUUUUUAAUUUUAUUUACAGAAAAUACGGUCUUUUUAUGUUGUAAUCUUGUUGAUUUUUUGUUAUCUGUAUAUUAUUUUUUGUUGUUAUUUUGAUGUUAUUUUCAUAUUA